Anarrhichthys ocellatus (wolf-eel) is the source of this 7943-nucleotide messenger RNA. RefSeq names its product mannosidase, alpha, class 1A, member 1 (gene man1a1). Gene Ontology annotation, molecular function: mannosyl-oligosaccharide 1,2-alpha-mannosidase activity; calcium ion binding. The record is from RefSeq and is a predicted model, not a curated record. Gene Ontology annotation, cellular component: endoplasmic reticulum; extracellular exosome; Golgi membrane. Gene Ontology annotation, biological process: mannose trimming involved in glycoprotein ERAD pathway; carbohydrate metabolic process. The transcript is spliced from 12 exons. NCBI's taxonomy places the organism in Eukaryota, Metazoa, Chordata, Actinopteri, Perciformes, Anarhichadidae. Bases 205 to 2073 code for a protein of 622 amino acids.
UCUCCGGUAUGGGCAGGCGCCUCACUCCUCAACUUUUUACCGGAGAUUUCACCACAGUUGCGUCCCAUGUGACACGGUUUAUAUCACCUGAAAAUGGAUUUCUGAAUGGAAUAACCCGAAAGUGAGUCCGACGUGAGUGUAUCUGACCGUUUGAAUUCAUUUUUUUUUCUCCGUUGUUCGAGUUGUUGAAGGAAGAGGGGGAAAAUGCCAGUCGCAACUCUUCUGCCUUUUACCGCGACCCCGAAUAGGAAGUCUGUCAGCCCGACCUCUUUCAGGUUGACGGAGAAAUUCAUUUUGUUAUUAGUGUUUAGCGCUUUUAUAACCCUGUGUUUUGGGGCCAUUUUCUUCCUGCCGGACUCGUCCAAGCUGCUCAGCGGAGUUUUCUUUCAUUCCUCCGCGGUGGAGACCAACACCCGCACCGGUCCGGACAGCGGAGACCCGGGUUCGGCUGGAAGCGACGACAGGGUCCUGGCCAAAAUCCGAAAAGACCACGAAAAAGCUCUGCUGGAGGCCAAGGAUACUCUACAAAAACGUCCCGACGAGAUAAAACAAGACAUUUUGAACGACAAGGAGAAAGUUGCAAAGGAGAGUGCGGGUCAAGGUGGGAACGAUGUGAAUACUUUACCUUUCGUUGAGUAUCACCGCCCGCCCGGGGCGACCGGACACGAGCCCCAGGACCCCGAGACGAAGGAGAGACGGGAUAAGAUCAAAGAGAUGAUGAAACAUGCGUGGGGCAGCUACAGGCGCUACGCCUGGGGUUCCAAUGAGCUCCGGCCCAUCUCCAAGCAAGGCCACUCCAGCAAUCUAUUUGGCAGUAUAAAAGGAGCGACAAUAGUGGACGCUCUGGAUACCCUCUACAUCAUGGAGAUGUUUGAGGAGUUUGAUGCUGCUACUGACUGGGUAGAGAAGAACCUCGACUUUAAUGUGAAUGCAGAGGUGUCUGUGUUUGAGGUGAACAUCCGGUUCGUUGGCGGUUUGCUGUCCGCCUACUACCUGUCUGGGAAAGAGGUAUACCGUAGGAAGGCGGUGGAGCUGGGUGAAAAGCUGCUGCCAGCCUUCAAAACGCCCACCGGCAUACCCUGGGCUCUGCUUAACCUCAAGAGUGGUAUUGGCAGAAACUGGCCCUGGGCCUCAGGCGGCAGCAGCAUCCUGGCAGAGUACGGCACCCUGCAUCUGGAGUUCAUGCACCUCAGCAAACUCUCGGGGAAUCCGGACUUCGCACAGAAGGUAAUGAACAUCCGGAAAGUACUGGAUCGCCUGGACAAACCACAGGGGCUUUACCCCAACUACCUGAACCCCAAUAGCGGCCAGUGGGGCCAACAUCACGUGUCCGUGGGGGGCUUAGGCGACAGUUUCUAUGAGUAUCUGCUCAAGGCCUGGCUGAUGUCUGACAGGACUGACGAAGAGGCCAAGAAGAUGUAUUAUGAUGCCCUACAGGCGAUCGAAACCAACCUGAUGAGGAAGUCGAGCAGCGGGCUGACCUACAUAGCGGAGUGGAAGGGGGGGCUGCUGGAGCACAAGAUGGGUCACCUGACCUGCUUCGCAGGUGGCAUGAUCGCUCUGGGCGCUGACGGGGCGGCCAGCGAGAAGACGGGCCACCAGAUGGAGCAGGCCGCCGAGAUCGCCCGGACCUGUCACGAGUCUUACGCCAGAACCGCUUUGAAGCUGGGACCAGAAGCCUUUCGUUUUGACGGCGGAGUUGAGGCCAUUGCCACCCGCCAGAACGAGAAAUACUUCAUCCUCCGCCCCGAGGUCAUAGAGACCUACAUGUACAUGUGGAGGUUCACCCACGACCCUAAAUACAGGCAGUGGGGCUGGGAGGCUGUUCAGGCUUUAGAGCAGCACUGUAAAGUAGAAGGAGGCUACAGCGGCGUCAGAGACGUCUACGCUUCAACCCCCAACCACGAUGACGUGCAGCAGAGCUUCUACUUGGCCGAGACGCUCAAGUACCUCUACCUGCUCUUUUCCGAAGACGACCACCUACCGUUCGACCACUGGGUGUUCAACACCGAGGCUCACCCUCUGCCCGUCAUCAAGAAGGACGUGACGGACAUCCCCAACGAGGUGGAGUAGUGGACUCCUGCGCUGGCGCCCCAAAACAAGUGCGAGAACCUCUGAUCCUGUAGCCCUGAGCCUCCAGCUGUCUGUCUGACAACAGUUUAGCCAUUUGGAGUCCCCAAAGGUUACAGGUGCCUCUUGAUUGGGAUUUCACCUUUUUUUUUUUUUUUUUUUUUUUUUCAUGGGAUCAAAACAGAAAUCAAGCCUGAAUUCUUGCUGUAGAAUCCAGUUUAGUUCGUUUUUGCUUUCGUUGUCGCUGACCAGAACCAACAUGUUUGCUGCCGGAUAACGUAAUAACUCAAGAGAGGGAUAUCAGACGGGUAUUGUGAGUUUCUUUUAACAUUCUUGCAUUGUAAAAGCGGUACUCUCUGAAGACGUCGUUACAUAACGCGGCAGUUUAUUUAACUUCUAGUUGUUUUAAACUGGUCAGAGUGGCAGUCUGACCAGUUAUCACUUUAUUCGUGGGUGAUUUUGUUGUUGCUAGCUGCAGCUUUUUGUGAAGGAGAACACUGACGGAUCUGAAACCGGUCAGCUCCCUAAUGUGGAUAUUUUUUUGGACCUGAGCUUUGGGCACCUAAACCCUGAAAGACUCGUCCGAGGACUACAAGGCCGACUGAGUGAGCUACAGGACGCUCCGCUCGCUUUUCUUUCUGCUGUACCGCUUCAAUAUCUGGACAAGCGCCGGUUUCCCUGCGCCAAAGCCGGUGCCAACACCUCCACCUGCAGCGCCACCCGACUGCUACCGUCUUCAGAGAGGCAUUUUCUCUUUCUAAAAACACGUGGUUGUCUCUGUGGAAGUGAAGGCAGGACGCAGCACAACCCGAGCCUCUUUUUAUAGACCCACAGGACUUUCAAAAAGACCUCUGCUGCCCGUCCCUCAUUACCUGAACACCCGACUGCUUCUUCCUCCCUCCGAGUGUUCGGUGUCCGGCCACACCAGCUCUCUGAGCCCGACAGUAGUUUCACUCCCUCCCCAGGACGUCUACACAAAGCUGUCGCUGUCCUUCCGCUCAUCUCAUCUUCAUCUGGCUUUUUUGGGAUCCUGGAUUGUAUUCUCUUCCUCACAUUUGCACCGAUAUUUCUGGGGUUUGACCGAUACAGGUUUCAAAACUGAUGAAAACGAAUUUAAAUCUAGUUUUUUGUUUGCAGUUUUCCCCCUUGGGAUUUCAUUGGUUGCUAAAAAAACAACCCAGUCAAUGAUUUCAGGGUUUUGAAAGUACUAAGAAUUUAAAAAAACCUUACCUCCAGGUCCAGCAUAAUGAUGCGUUAGACUAUAAGAUGCAGCUCAAUCCUUUUUUUACAUAUUCUUUAGCAAACUACUAUUGGCUAGUCAAGAAAUGAAGAAAUUGAAUUUGGAUACUCCACAAAUAACCCUCUGCAAAUGUUAGCUCCAGCAUAGGGCAGCCCGUAGGAUCUUCUCUCCUCUAUGAGGAGACGCAGACACUCGUCUUUGCUGUUCUAUCCCACCUCCACACACACCAGAAGCCAUACUGAUUCUAAACAGCUUUACCAUUCUGUCGUCCAGAUGUGUGACUGUAUCGAUACAUUUUUUUCAUCAUCGUACGAACUCGUCAAAGUCGGUUACUUAGUUGGAUGUCAUGGUAAAGAUUUCUCCUGAUGACCACACAGACCUGUAGCCAGAUACAAUCCAGUUUAGUCUUCUAGUGCCUUCACUGGUGAGAAGGAGGAGUCGGAGGGAGAAGCAGCUCACACAAACACAAAUGAAGCUUAAAGUAAAGUCCCCGUGCCUCCGACGAGGAUCGUACCAAAACUACACACUGAUUGAAGGAGAAUUUAUGUAUUUAUUUGAUAUUUAAUGUAAAUUUGGUUUGAAAGUAGCCCAAGAGUCCAAAGGUCCGUCUGCGGAUCACAUGAAAUAAUAUCAUAAUUAAAAAGUCAUUAAUUUAUUUCCCCAGAGGCCAACAUCUGUCAAGAACCGUUAAAUGCUUUGAGACCAGCAGGAGUCCCAGUUACGGUCAUUUCUUGGACUACACUGACAUCUAGUGGUGAGACCCUCCUGUUACAGUCCACAUGGGCUGAAUGAGUCUAAACGCUUUGGUGAGGAUCACCAUGUAUAUCAGUGACUGCUCCAUAAUGAUCUGGACUUUACAAAGUUAAAUCCCUGGAUCUUUGAAAUGGUCCAUUCGUUGUUGUUUUGCAGGUUUAAAGACGUUUGGCUAACGUGUCACAGAGCAGUUUUUGGGAAAUAUUCUUGAUGCUGUCAUGGCUCGUGGUUUUUGGUUUUAACCAAAUUUCAACCAAACAAUACUGUGAUGGAGUCACUUGUGAAUUACUUCCCAAAUGUAACGUCCCCCAUACAUCCAAAUCUGUUGAGUGUUCUGCUGCGGGGAGAUGUGAUGAGUAGACACUUCACAACAAGAAGAGCUCUUAAAACCUUCAAAUCAAAUAGAAACGUAAGAGAAAAGGCAGAGAAGAGGUAAAAGACUCGCUGAUUUUGCUUCACAAGAAAACAAGAAAUGGUUCAACUACAAAGUGUUUGAGCUGCAAAUGUUGGUUUUAAAUCCAGUUAAACGUUUAAAUAAUAAGACCCACCCGUGGCCGGUCCCGUCCUCUUUAAUAUGGUUUGGAGUUGCUGAGCUGUGAGGAAUCCCUCCACGUGCUUCACAUCACUGUACAGACGACGUGUCCUCGUGUUUGUCUGUGUUUCUGUUCAGUCACACUCGGUUUAGAGGCAGUUAGUGUCCACGUGAUGUUGUCUUGUAACCGUUGAUUUUUGCUGAUUGUGUUAAUUUAUUCUGUAGUAGUCGACAUAGGACUCUGAGCUUGUGGGAGCUGACCCCCGGGUGGCGCUGUGGGUUCCCUGAUUCAUGACUGGACCCGAGGUCUGUCAUUUUUUAACAUCAAUGAUGUAAGUUACCACAACGGUCUCAAAAUAAUGAUAUAGAUAUAGAUAUACCAAUGCUAUCGGCAAUGAAUUGUAGGUGUUAAAAAAUGCUACACACGUUACCUUUAAAGUGAUGUUAGCAGAAAGACGGACCUGGGAGUCAAUCAAACAUUAUUGGAGGAUAGAAAUUGUAUGAAUGUACCAUCCAAUGUGAAGUGAAGAAUAUUUUAUAUGCAUUUAUUUGUUUUUGGUCUUGUGUUCGCUUCUCUGUGCUUUUGUUUUUGUUGUUUUUUUCUUUCAUCUUGGAAAGCACAAAACGUGGAAUCAGUGAAUGAACGCAGGCAGAGAGACGUCUGUAGUUUCCUCAAGACAGAAAGAAACGAGCAGCGACGGCACGCCGUUAACGUAGGAAACGAUCCAAGUCUGCCGCAUGAGGCGCAUCGGUACACGGUGGAGGCACAGGAAUAUUCAGCGACAAAGUGUAACCUGGAUCUGUUGAAGUGUUCACUGUACAGAACAGUGUUCAGACCCUGAAGCUGCUUCAUAUCGAUGCAGAGGAGACGUCCUUCCUGUGUCCUUCAUCAGUGUUUUGGUUCAUGUUUGUCGAGCUCGUAGACGUGCGUGUUCACCUCGUUGGCACAGAGAACACUUGUAGGGAAAGCAGUGCUACAAUGUAGCUCAGUGUCCAUUUAAAGACAUUUAAUUAGCUUCUUAUCCGAUCAAUUUCAAAAACAAACCUUAGCUCAAAUACACCGAAAGAAGGUCAUCAACUGGUGCCGUGGGUGGAAGUAAUGGAGUAACUUGUGGUGGUGGUGGUGUUCCAUCCUUAGUGGUUUGUAAACUCAGCACAGAGUUAAAUUUAAAGGUGUGUCUAUUUAAGGUGAAGCUUUAUUUAUAAUCCUACAGAGAUUGUAAUAGAAGGGGGUUAUACUUGUUGUUUUCCUAUUAUAAUAGUGUGGGUCACUUUUCGGGCAUUUUGAAUGGACAUGUUUGUACUUUUAGAGCGUAACAGUCUCCCUCACCGAUAAGAUUUGUCGGAGCAACUCAACAUUCUGAAAUCAGAUUUGUUUUGGGGGCAUUUUGUGGAUUAUAAAUAUGUUAAAGUAACUGUGUCGACUUGCAAACCUAUUUUGGAACCAGGGAGGUUUAGAAACAUCAGUCCGAUGUUUGGCUUGUGAUUUAGACUUAAAGGGCUGAUGAGGAAAUCUUUAGUCUUUACAACAUCCGGCCCGACAUCUGGUUGGAUUUACCUGGAAAAGUUUUCGACACGUUGUUUCUGCUCUUGUGACACUGAUCUGGUCGUUUCACUGCCUGAAUAGGAAGGAGAUGCAGAAUGUACUUUGGUUUUUCAUGUGAGCCGUCGGUGUGAGAUCUGCUUCAGCUUCAACAGACUGUGACAUCAGGCUCACUUCCAUAUGCAGAAUCUAUUGUAUCUUUUUGUUAUUUGUCCAACAAGGUUGAAUAGGUUUUGUUUUUGUUGGUGAUUUUCUGAAUAUUGUGCUGAUGAUCUGUUGCGUUCCGAUGCCCGUUUAUUGGUGAAUAUUAAAGGGGAACGCCAACUUCUUUAAAUAUGAAGUCAGUCCCAGUGACGACGCACCACUUCUAAUCUAUCUCACACUGAAAUCAUGACUUUACUCUGGAGUGGUGUGCGAUCACUGAACGGGACCGACCUGUCAAAACAAGCAGGGUCUUUACAGAGGCUGGCGUUUCCCUUUAAAGUGUGAAGCCAACCUCAGAAAUGUGUCUGUACAAAAUAUUGCUGAUAAUCAUUCCAUUGCACAUAGUUUACUUUGCGUUUAUAUGCAAUGUCUUAAUUUUGUGGGGAAAUCUUGUUUUGUUGUGUUAAUAUUAUUAUUGAAAAAAAUGUAAAUAUUCCAUUCCGGCAAAUGUGCCGUCCUACAUUUAUAUAAAAACAAUCUUCUGAGUUUAUGGAUUAAAAUGAUAUUAAUAAGCAGCAGACUUUUUAAUAAACUAUAUUUGUUACACUUCUAUUGUGAAUAAAAUAAUCUUUUAAUAAGUGGUGGUUUGGGAUUUGUGUUGUGUCUUAAGUUAUCAUCCAGCUUCAACGUUUCACGUUGAAACACAUUCAUUGCAAUUUAUUCUGACGGCAAUGCUUCAGUCAGUUAAAAACAAUGUAGUGAGGUGAAUGAAUGAUCUUAAGUUACUGAUACAUACGCAGUUUGUGCUGAUUGACUGAUUCAUUCUUGAGAGCUUUAACAUUUGAACAUUACCUGAAGGGCCCGUUUGUCCCUUUCAGAAUAAAACCCUUUGCUACACAGAAAGUUAUGCAUUUCGUGAACAGAAACAACAACAAUGUCAGUGUGAGUCACAGUUUGCACUCUCUGCUGUGGGCCGGUCCGCUCUGUGUGAGCACCAAAGCUCUCCAACAAAUGAGUCAUUGGAAGCAAGAAAACAAGACGGUUUCCCUCUCGUCUGCAAAGGUUCUGUUUAGUGUUCAAAUGACUUUAAAAAACACCAACCACAGAUACCAGAAGUUACAAAAUAUAAGAUUUAUACAUCAACAUAUUUCUCAGUAGGUUUUUCUUCAUAAAUGCGUACCUCCUCCCUGUCCAAGCGUGUGGGAGAACUACGGUGGCCCUCAGAGGACUUAUUAAGGUGAAAGGCUCUCUGUAGAGCCAGUGUUUGGUUUGUCCACUCUGGGCUGCUGUAGAAACGUGGAGGUGCAACAGGGCGGACUCUCAUAUGGAGAUAAACACGGCUCAUUCCAAGCUAACGACAACAAGGAUUCUUAGUUUCAGGUGGUUGUACCCUAAUGCAAGUUAUAUUUCAUUCCUCCCUAUAGAUCCCUCCACACUGGCCCUUUAUAUGUGACUUUCUUCUGGAGCGUAGAAGCUCAUUCUGUACCUCAGUAAGCCCUUGAGUUGUGAUUUCCUUUUGUCAUGUUUGUCAUGAGACCUUUGACUCAGUUUCAACACUUAUGAAGAAGAAAAAAAAAAAAGAAUAAUUCCAAAUCAUAUCUCUUUCUAAUUUUUCACAAUAUUGUUCCCAUUAUCUUAUUUUCUCACUGCACAGCUACUGU